This is a messenger RNA of Pterocles gutturalis (yellow-throated sandgrouse), 420 nucleotides long. RefSeq names its product syntaxin-3-like. Gene Ontology annotation, cellular component: endomembrane system; plasma membrane; synaptic vesicle. Gene Ontology annotation, molecular function: SNAP receptor activity; SNARE binding. The transcript is spliced from 5 exons. NCBI's taxonomy places the organism in Eukaryota, Metazoa, Chordata, Aves, Pterocliformes, Pteroclidae. The record is from RefSeq and is a predicted model, not a curated record. The annotation marks the transcript as partial. Gene Ontology annotation, biological process: synaptic vesicle fusion to presynaptic active zone membrane; exocytic insertion of neurotransmitter receptor to postsynaptic membrane; intracellular protein transport.
AAGCAGGAUGUGGACGAUGACACCGAGGAGCUGGAGAUCGCGGUGGACAACACGGCGUUCAUGGACGAGUUCUUCGCGGAGAUCGAGGAGACCCGGCAGAACAUCGACAAGAUCUCAGAGAACGUGGAGGAGGCCAAGAAGCUCUACAGCAUCAUCCUCUCGGCCCCCAUCCCCGAGCAGAAGACCAAAGACGACCUGGAGCAGCUGACGGCGGAGAUCAAGAAAAUGGCCAACAGCGUCCGCAACAAGCUGAAGAGCAUGGAGAGGAACAUCGAGCAGGACGAGGCGCGGUCCUCUGCCGACCUCCGCAUCCGCAAGUCCCAGCACUCGGUCCUGUCCCGCAAGUUCGUGGACGUGAUGACCAGGUACAACGAGGCGCAGGUGGACUUCCGGGAGCGCAGCAAGGGCCGGAUCCAGCGG